CUGGCUCCGCCCCCGCGCGCUGGCGCCGGGCGCCGAGGCGCGGAGCGGCGACUUCGCGGCUUGGCAGGGCCGCUUGGGGUCAUGGAGGCGGCGGCGGCGCGGCUGCUGCGCGGAGGCGCGCUGCUCAGACGAAGCUUCCCAACCUGCCUGUCUUCUUGGAAGACUCCUCCCCGUGUCCUAAAGUCUUCCCAGUCAGAAGCUGCCCUUGGUCUAACAAAUGCCGCGCUGCCCGGUGCCCCCCUGCAGAUGUUUACAGAUGAGGAGAUGAUGAUAAAGAACACCGUUAAAAAAUUUGCCCAAGAACGGGUUGCUCCUCUGGUGUCAACGAUGGAUGAAAAUUCAAAAAUGGAUCCAUCAAUAAUAGAAGGAUUAUUUCAACAAGGGUUGAUGGGUAUUGAAAUUGAAACAAAAUACGGAGGAACAGGAGCUUCCUUUUUUUCCUCUAUCCUCGUGAUAGAGGAAUUAGCCAAAGUCGAUGCAUCUGUCGCGUUGGUUUGUGACAUCCAGAACACAGUGAUUAACAAUCUGAUGAGAAAAUAUGGAACAGAAGAACAAAAGGCUACGUAUUUGACCAAGCUCACAACAGAAAAAGUAGGAAGUAUCUGCCUUUCAGAAGCUGGAGCAGGUAGUGAUUUAUUUGCUUUGAAGACCAGAGCUGAUAAAAAGGGAAAUUAUUAUGUCAUCAAUGGGUCGAAGAUGUGGAUCAGCAAUGCGGAGUAUGCAGGACUCUUCCUGGUGAUGGUGAACGUCAACCCUGACCUUGGGUAUAAAGGCCUUACCUGCUUCGUGGUCGAUCGUGACACUGAAGGCCUUCACAUAGGGAAAUCAGAAAAAAAAAUGGGAAUCCGAGCCUCUUCCACCUGUGCAUUAACAUUUGAAAACGUCAAGGUUCCAGAAAGCAAUAUCCUGGGACAAAUUGGACACGGCUAUAAGCAUGCCAUAGGGAUUCUUAAUGAAGGCAGAAUAGGAAUUGCUGCACAGAUGCUGGGACUGGCUCAAGGGUGCUUUGACUAUACUGUUCCAUAUAUGAAAGAAAGGAUGCAAUUUGGCAAAAGGAUAUUUGAUUUUCAGGGGCUCCAACACCAAGUGGCUCACGUGGCCACCCAGCUGGAAGCUGCAAGAUUGCUAACAUACAACACUGCUAGGCUUUUGGAAACCGGGAAGCCAAUCAUAAAAGAAGCAUCUAUGGCCAAAUACUAUGCCGCAGAGGUUGCGGGCCUCACAACUAGUAAGUGCAUCGAGUGGAUGGGAGGAGUCGGCUACACCAAAGAUUACCCUGUGGAAAAAUACUUUCGAGAUGCAAAAAUUGGCACAAUAUAUGAAGGAACUUCAAAUAUCCAGCUGAACACCAUCGCAAAGUGUGUUGACGCGGAAUACUGACCCCCUCAGGCAUGAGGCCUCUCCCCCUUGUUGCUGGUAUAAAAUUCUAAACUAUCGUGCCUUGUUGGAGAAGUAAACCUCUGCAGCACUGAAGUAUUCUGUUGAAGCCCUUUAUUCCUGAUUCUUGGGGUAGACCUUUACUCUCUUAUCUGUUUUUCCAGUCUGCAUUAAAUAGGCACAGGAAAUGAUUUUGCAAAUUUGGGAAGAAAUGCAUCCAUAUUUUCUCCAGAACUGUUUUUAAAGUUGCGUACACAUUCUAGCUUCGGGUAAGACAGAAGUUUCACUCUGUCAGCAUUUGGAAAAAUACAUUUGGAGUAUUACUUACAGGCGUGGCUAUUUUAUGUUCCUGUUACAUCUUUAUUUUUUGAAAUCAGAGAAGCUUUUGUCAUAGUUGGCAAUUCUACAGAUCAAUUCUAAGUUUCUAAACUAGGUAGAAACUGAAAAUGCAUUUAGAAGAAUCUAAAGAAAAUUGAAUUAAAAAAAUCUGAAAGUUCAAGUUCUAAAUAUCUGGAAGUAGGUGGAAAAUAAGUGUAUUGUUCUGAGGAUCACAUGAUGGAAAGCAUUAUUUUGACAAAAUAAAGCAAUAUAACUUGUUACUAUAACUGACCUGCAUAAAAGAUGCAUUUCAUGUUGAUUUCAGCAGAUCAUUUUAAAAUCAAGUCUCUCGGGGCACCUGGUUGGCUCAGUCAAUAUAGCAGCAUGUGACUUUUGAUCUCAGGGCUGUGAGCUCGAGCCCCACAUUGGGCAGGAAGCUCACUUAAAAAAAAUUACAAGCAAGUCUAUUAGUUUUCGAGCAUAAAGUUUAAAAAACUCGGUUUCAUAAUCAGAACAUAUUCAAUAUUAUAAUAUUUUAUUCUGUUAUUUUUCAACAUCAUUUCUUUCCAUAUUUGAAUUGAAUAAUGUUUCAUCAAACUUAGUUAUUGGGCCUGAUAAAGUAAUGCAGAAAUUAUGUUUUGGUUCAGUGACUCUCAAGAGGGAGAAGUCUUGGCAGCCCAGGUAGCUUAGCGGUUUAGCGCCACCUUAAGCCCAGGGCAUGACCUGGGAUCGAGUCCCACGUCAGGCUCCCUGCAUGGAGCCUGCUUCUCCCUCUGCCUGUGUCUCUGCCUCUCUCUCUCUCUCUCUGUGUCUCUCAUGAAUAAAUAAAUAAAAAUUAAAAGAGAGAGAAGUCUUGUUCCUAUAAAGAAGUAUAUCAAAAUCUUAAAAGGAAUGAGAGAGAGACAGGGCCUAUAGAGUUUGAAAAAGCAUAUUCUGUGGUGUAAAAAAUAAUAGAGAAAUUAUUUUAUACCUAGGAAGGCAAAAAUAAAUCUAUUGUCUCACAGUACAAAUUAUAGAAAGGCAAAGCUCAACAAAACAUAUAGUAGGUGAUGCCAUUUCUUCGGUAUUGGGGAUUCUCAAUGAGGAGAGGACCCUGGCCCUCCCACCCAGGGAAGUGGACAAGAGAGUGGUUAGAGUUUUAUAUUUUCUGAAAAAGUGUCAUGAGUUAGAGAUGUUCAAAAAUGUUUCAAGGUUCAGUGCAAAUGGGAAGCAUUUUAGUACGUAAAUGAAAGGAUCAUGUUUAUUAAGAAAACUUGACAUUUUAAAAGUAGUUUUGGUUUGAACAUUGAUGUUUCUUGAAUUGGCUUAAUUUCUAUAACACAAAUCACAGUUAAAUAUUCAGAAUUGGUAAAUACAAAGAGCUAGGAUUACUUUAAAAUAUCAGGAAGAAAUAAAGACAGAUUUAGACCUUGGAUCAAAAGAGAUAAAGUCUACUUGACUUUCAAAUAGGGAGAUGAUAGAAACUCAUUCAUUCAGUCUUUCCAAACAAAAAGACAGUGUGAUUAGAUAAGGAAAGUAGGGGAGGGGCACCUGAGUGGCUCAGUUAAGUGUCUGCCUUCAGCUCAGGUCAUGAUUCUGGGGUCCUGGGAUGGAGUCCGCAUCAGGCUCUCGUCUCCCCCCAGCUUAUGCAUGCUCUUUCUCUCUCCCCACCUCGAAUGAAUGAUGAAUAUUUAAAUAAGGAAAGUAGGGGAGUAGACGAAUUUCCCUAAAAUGGAGCUGAACAUCUUUAAUGUCUGUGAUUAUAUAAAAAAGAGGUGGGCUUUACAAGUAAUGCAGUAGAAGCCAACAUUAGUAAGAAAAAAUCCCAGCUGGUUCCUGUGGAAUUAUAAACAUGUGAAACUAGAAUAAACCUUGUGUUCAAAUUAGUAGCAUCGGAGAAACUCCUGUGUGUAUCCAGACCUUGAAUGUAUAUUCAGUAUUGAUAAAAAUCUAAUGGUGUGUAUAUAUUGGUGCAUGUUCACAAAAGCCAGUUAAAAAAUUAAUUAUAUGUUAUAGUUAAUGUAUCUACCUACUAUUAAUGAAUCAUCAUUAUUUUACCUUUUGCCAAAGAGGAUGUUGUGGGGUUUUCCUUUUUUAUUUUUUUUUUAAGUAGGUUCUGUGGCUAGCAUGAUCAAGACCUGAGCUGAGAUCAAGAGUUUAGACCCUUGGGGCACUCUUGUGUCUCAGUCAGUUGAGUGUCUGACUUUUAAUUUCAGCUCAGGUCGCGGUCUCAGUGUCACAAGAUCAGGCCCCAUGUGGGGGGCUCCACUCUCAGCAGGGAACCUACCUGAGAUUCUCUUUAUCUGCCCCUCCCCCUGCUCACUCUCUCUCAGAUAAAUAAACCUUAAAAAAAAAAAAAAAAAAGAGUUGGUUAACCAACUGAGCCACCCACACACCCAACCCUUAUAUCUUUUCUUAAUAAGCAUGACUUUGGGGUCUUUAAAACUGUCUGCUGAAUUAGUGUCUAGUGCAGGAUGAGCUUGUUCACCUCCUGAAGACUGUCAUUUUUCCUUGUUAAUUUGAGGAUCAGGCCUCCGUGAUUCUUGGUGAACCCAAACACCAAGGAAACGCUUGGCUGUCUUUGUGUGGACGGAGCUGGAUUCAGCCCAAGAGCCAAGUCAGGAUUGUUAGAGAUUUAUUAUACAACACGAAAAUGAAUCAGUGUCAGAAAUUUUAGAAUCAUGGAAAGUUAAACCUAGAAAGACCUUAAAGAAUUAUCCAGCCAACUCUCAUUUUAAAAGUGAAGGAUUCAUAGCCUAGAAUAUUUGACCACGGUCGUCUACCAGGGACAAAACAAGGCAAGAAUCUAAAUGUACGGGAUCCCAAUUCAGUGCUCUUCCUCCUACUUGACAUCAUCUCUGUUCAACAGAUUUUUGGAUUUCAUUCUUGUUAUAUUUCAGUAUCCUUGUAGAUUUAUUUUAGGCUUAACUGACAAAGAGUUAACAUUUCAAAAGUGUCGUGAUUGACCACUGUCAUUGCUUAUAUAUUUAUCCCCUGACAAAGACACUAGCUCUCAUAGGUUAAAGCUGGCAUGUCAGAUGUGAAGAUUUCCGUGUAUGAUUGGGGUUUUUGAUUAUGACAUAUGUUAAUAAAUGUACUAGUUUAUAUCCUU
Messenger RNA from Canis lupus familiaris (dog), 4786 nucleotides. It is a transcript of the gene ACADSB, whose product is annotated as acyl-CoA dehydrogenase short/branched chain. Gene Ontology annotation, molecular function: acyl-CoA dehydrogenase activity; flavin adenine dinucleotide binding. Bases 82 to 1380 code for a protein of 432 amino acids. The transcript has 11 exons. Gene Ontology annotation, cellular component: mitochondrion. Lineage: Eukaryota; Metazoa; Chordata; Mammalia; Carnivora; Canidae. The record is from RefSeq and is a predicted model, not a curated record.